UGCUUCAAUUUCUGUGCUAGGGCUUCCCCAUUUCUUCAGUCUCCCACAAGCUCUGAAACAGAAGUAAAGAGGAGAAAAACAAGAAGAAGAAGAGGAGCAAAGAAGAGAAGACAGGUUUUAACAUUGAAAUCAAUGGCGACGACAGGACAGCAGCAAGGACAAGAACAAGAACAGCAGCAGCAGCAAGGACAAGAACAAAUUAAAACAACAGAGAAGAGAAAGCCGGUGUUUGUGAAAGUGGAUCAGCUAAAGCCAGGGACCAACGGCCACACCUUAAUCGCCAAGGUCUUGUCGUCUAACAUGGUCCUUCAAAAGGGUCGAGCUGCUUCUCAACAUCUCCGCCAAACCCGCAUCGCUGAGUGCCUUGUUGGAGACGAGACCGGCACCAUACUCUUCACUGCUCGUAACGAUCAAGUUGACUUGAUGAAGCCAGGUGCCACUGUAAUUCUUCGCAAUGCAAAGAUUGAUAUGUUUAAGGGUUCUAUGAGGCUGGCUGUUGACAAAUGGGGCCGCAUUGAGGUCGCUGAUCCUGCUAACUUUGUUGUUAAAGAAGAUAACAAUCUAUCUCUUGUCGAGUAUGAGUUGGUUAAUGUAGUUGAAGAAUGAUAGAGACUGCAUGGACCUCAGUGAUUAAAUACCGAAGGAGGUUCUUAUGAAGUGGCCUAAUGAUUCUUGUUUACUCUUUGUAAUGUUGGUGAGAUGCUAUUACGGUACAAUUUUCAUUGUGAAAGUGUUGGGCUUGGUAUACAAAUCUUGCUGAUGGUUGAUCUUUCUGGUUUAUACGUUUAACAUCUAAUAGUUUAGUUUAGUAGUUAAGUAUGAAGAAGACUGUUUCUUGUGAUCAAAUUGCAUCUGGGAUUUUUAAGUGUGGAUAGUAAAAAUCCUUCUGUAUCGAGUUUUUAGUUCUCUGUUGCUUUAAAUACUCAAGUCUCGUUGGUUCUUCAAAAUGUUUGCUUCAAAGUUGAAAGAUGGCCUUGCAAGUAUUUCAAUUCCUAAA
This is a messenger RNA of Theobroma umbraticum, 997 nucleotides long. RefSeq lists its product as uncharacterized. The record is from RefSeq and is a predicted model, not a curated record. NCBI's taxonomy places the organism in Eukaryota, Viridiplantae, Streptophyta, Magnoliopsida, Malvales, Malvaceae.